Podospora anserina S mat+ is the source of this 924-nucleotide messenger RNA. RefSeq lists its product as uncharacterized. The record is from RefSeq and is a predicted model, not a curated record. The transcript has a single exon. NCBI's taxonomy places the organism in Eukaryota, Fungi, Ascomycota, Sordariomycetes, Sordariales, Podosporaceae. The coding region runs from base 1 to 924 and encodes 307 amino acids.
AUGUCGGCUCAUACAAGUUUCCCAGCAAAGAAGAUGAAGGUCGAUGAGCUGAUAGCACUUGGGGGCGCCUUCCCCCCAGCCCACAGCUCGCCCCCGUCCCCCGAAACUAUCGACGAGAUGACCAGGCUGUACUACGAGGUCUACGUUCCAGGUCUGACACUCUUUUUCGAGACGCAAUGGUAUGAUAUCGCAAAGGACCGGAUCGCGACGGUUCUCUCUGCCGCCACGCUCCCCAACGGCCAACCGCUCGUUUCUCUUUUCGCUUCCUUUGUCGACUCCAUCUCCAAAAUCCACGGCACCGACCCGAGCAAUAUGGUAGCCUCGGGCCAUCUUGAAACGUGUGUGAUUUGGGCACUCGCUCGGCUGCCGCUGCUGCCCUCUUUGAAUACUGCCCACCCACCUUCAGCAUCAAACGCUCCUGGGCGGGAUUCGAACGAGGCAUGCGGUCGUCUACGUGUCUUCGAGACGCUCAUCUCCGGAGAAACGCUAGAGAGCAAUCCUUUGACACCACCGGCAGCCAGCAUGAGCCCAUCACAAAGGAGCGAGCUGGAGUUUUGGUUUCAUCUGGCGCAGUACCUUUUGCACACGCAUGCCCCAUCUUCUGGAUCUAGUACUCGUGAACAUCUUCUUGGUCUCAUGAGGUCUCUGCUGGAUGGUCGAGAAAAUCGUGAUGUGAUUUACAGCAUUGUGGUGCUCCGCGAGUUUACCCAGCGUUGGGACGCUGGCCCGAACGAGCAAAAUGUGGGAGCGCAUUUGGAAGAGUCGGAUCCGCGCAGCAAGCUCGCAGUUGCCACGCGGUUCAUUCGAGACGAAGCUGCCUCAACGGGCGGGACGACAAAUGUUGUGCGGCGUCUUUCCGAUCUGGCCUACCGAGCAUUUGUUCGACCUGGUGUCAACGUCAACAGAACCGGCAGGGGUGGUUAG